CCCGCGGUCGCCGCACUUUGGCCCGAGCGCGGCGCUGAGCGGCCGGCCCGGCGGGCGCCAUGGAGCAGUGGCGGCAGUGCGGCCGUUGGCUCAUCGACUGCAAGGUCCUGCCGCCCAACCACCGCGUCGUGUGGCCCUCGGCCGUGGUCUUCGACCUGGCGCAGGCGCUGCGGGACGGCGUGCUCCUCUGCCAGCUGCUGCACAACCUCUCCCCCGGCUCCAUCGACCUCAAGGACAUCAACUUCCGGCCGCAGAUGUCCCAGUUCCUGUGUUUGAAGAACAUACGCACCUUCCUUAAAGUCUGCCACGAUAAAUUUGGAUUACGGAACAGCGAGCUGUUUGACCCCUUCGACCUCUUUGACGUCCGAGACUUUGGGAAGGUCAUCUCUGCGGUGUCCAGGCUGUCCCUGCACAAUGUGGCCCAGAACAAAGGGAUCAGGCCUUUCCCCUCAGAGGAGACGGCGGAGAAUGACGAGGACGUCUACCGCAGCCUGGAGGAGCUGGCUGACGAGCAUGACCUGGGGGAGGACAUCUACGACUGCGUCCCGUGCGAGGAUGAAGGUGACGACAUCUACGAGGACAUCAUCAAGGUGGAGGUGCAGCCGCCCAUGAAAAUGGGCAUGACCGAGGAUGACAAGAGGAACUGCUGCCUGCUGGAGAUCCAGGAGACGGAGGCCAAGUACUGCCGGACCCUGGAGGACAUCGAGAAGAACUACCUGGUCCCCCUGAGGCUGGUGCUGAGCCCGGCGGACGUGGCGGCCAUCUUUAUCAACCUGGAGGACCUCAUCAAGGCCCAUCACAGCUUCCUGCGGGCCAUCGACCUGUCCAUGAUGGCCGGCGGCGGCACGCUGGCCAAGGUCUUCCUCGACUUCAAGGAGAGGCUCCUCAUCUACGGCGAGUACUGCAGCCACAUGGAACAUGCCCAGAACACGCUGAACCAGCUGCUCGCCAGCCGGGAGGACUUCAGGCUGAAAGUGGAGGAAUGCACGCUGAAGGUCCAGGACGGCAAGUUCAAGCUCCAGGACCUGCUGGUGGUGCCCAUGCAGCGGGUGCUCAAGUACCACCUGCUCCUGAAGGAACUUCUGAGCCAUUCCACCGACCGGCCGGAGAGGCAGCAGCUGAAGGAAGCGCUGGAAGCCAUGCAGGACUUGGCGAUGUACAUAAAUGAAGUUAAGCGGGACAAAGAGACCCUCAAGAAGAUCAGCGAAUUCCAGAGCUCCAUAGAGAACUUGCAAGUGAAACUGGAGGAGUUCGGGAGGCCAAAGAUCGACGGGGAGCUGAAGGUCCGGUCCAUAGUCAACCACACCAAGCAGGACAGGUACUUGUUCCUGUUCGACAAGGUGGUCAUCGUCUGCAAGAGGAGGGGCUACAACUACGAGCUGAAGGAGAUCAUCGAGUUGCUAUUCCACAAGAUGACCGAUGACCCCACGAACAACAAGGACGUCAAGAAGUGGUCCUACGGCUUCUACCUGAUCCACCUGCAAGGCAAGCAGGGCUUCCAGUUCUUCUGCAAGACGGAGGACAUGAAGCGCAAGUGGAUGGAGCAGUUUGAGAUGGCCAUGUCAAACAUCAAGCCCGACAAAGCCAACGCCAACCACCACAGCUUCCAGAUGUACACGUUUGACAAGACCACCAACUGCAAAGCCUGCAGAAUGUUCCUCAGGGGCACCUUCUACCAGGGGUACCUGUGCACCAAGUGCGGCGUCGGGGCGCACAAGGAGUGUCUGGAAGUGACGCCUCCCUGCAAGAUCAGUUCGCCUGCAGACCUGGACGCCUCCGGAGCCGGACCAGGGCCCAAGAUGGUGGCCGUGCAGAACUACCACGGCAACCCCGCUCCUCCCGGGAAGCCGGUGCUGACCUUCCAGACGGGCGACGUGAUCGAGCUGCUCAGAGGGGACCCCGACUCUCAGUGGUGGGAGGGUCGGCUGGUGCAAACCAGGAAGUCAGGCUACUUCCCCAGCGCGUCGGUGAAGCCCUGCCCCGUGGACGGAAGGCCCCCCAUCGGCCGGCUGCCGUCCCGGGAGAUCGACUACAGUGCCUACCCCUGGUUUGCAGGCAACAUGGAGAGGCAGCAGACGGACAACCUGCUCAAACCCCACGCCAGCGGGACCUACCUGAUCCGGGAGCGGCCGGCGGAGGCGGAGCGCUUCGCCAUUAGCAUCAAGUUCAACGACGAGGUGAAGCACAUUAAGGUGGUGGAGAAGGACAGCUGGAUCCACAUUACGGAAGCGAAGAAGUUCGAGAGCCUCUUGGAGCUGGUGGAGUACUACCAGUGCCACUCACUCAAAGAGAGCUUCAAGCAGCUGGACACCACGCUCAAGUACCCCUACAAGUCGCGGGAGCGCGCGGCCUCCAGGGCCUCCAGCCGGUCCCCAGUGUGCGCGCCCCGCGUCAUCGGCACGGCCGUGGCCAGGUACAACUUCGCCGCCCGGGACAUGCGGGAGCUCUCGCUGCGGGAAGGCGACGUGGUGAAGAUCUACAGCCGCAUCGGCGGGGACCAGGGCUGGUGGCGGGGCGAGACGAACGGCCGGGUCGGCUGGUUUCCGUCGACGUACGUAGAGGAGGAGGGCGUCCAGUGACAGCGGGGGCGCCGGCGGGACCCAGGAGCCUCCUGGAAGGGCGGCGCCAGCUCUGACGUCCGUCUCCAGCUCGGCCACCUGCUGCAGGGGGAAGCGCCCGCGGAGCCGGCAGCCUGCAGCGGCCCGCAGGGAUGGGGAGGGUGUCUGAAGUCCUAAACGCGAACCGUCCCGCCGGCCGCCUGCCCUCGGGGGCCGUCCCGGGCUCGCCGCUUGUACAUAGAGGAAACCUGGUUGCCCGCCGGAGCGCGGAGGCGAGGGCGCGGGUGGCGGCUGAGGCCGGGCUCGUGUGGCCCCCAUCGGGUCACGAUGGCACGAAGAAGCCUGGGUUUGAACGCAGGUGCGGCCCCAGAGAGGGCCGGGGUCGGCGGAGGAGCCUGUCCCCUCACCCUUUCUGCGCAGCCCCGGACUCUCCGCUCUCGGCCUCCUGCUGCUCCCAGGGGUGACUUCAGGCCUUGGCAGGCAGUGGUGCCCGGGCAGCCCCGGCGUGGGCACAGGAGACAGCGCCGCAAGGGCCUGCCGAGACCCUGGGCAGGCCCCCCUCCGGAGGGAGCCCCAGGAACAAGCACGUUGCCGGCCCUGCUGCCCGGUCCCUGGACCUGUCUCUGCCCUGAGUCCGUGGUGUCCGUCCUGCCUGCUGCCCGAGGCAUCUCUUGUAAACCCCGAUACGGCGGGAAGGACAUGGGGCCCCCCCACUCUGUCCCUGCUGCUCACAUUCCUCUGUGGGAGGAGGCCCCGCCGCUCCCGUGCAGGGCGCCCUCUGGGUGUCCUGUGUCCUGCAGGGUGGUCCCUGGGCCCCCCGCCCCCGACCUUUGCACAGGGUGUCAGCUUUUGCCCUCGGUAGGUCUUCCCGUCCAAGAGCUCCUGCGGCUCGUGAACUGGCUGGUGGCCAGCCCGGAAUAAGUGCUCUUCGGGGUGGCUCCACCCCUGCAAUGCCCGCUCCCGGCCUCGACCGCCCCUGGCUGGCUGGGCCGGACCCUGCUUCUGCUGCCCGGAUGUUGCAUGACACCCAGCAACAGCCUCCCUCUGAGCUCUGUUCAGCUUCCUGGUGGGACCCGGGCUCCGCCUUGGUGCUCGGCACAGCCCCGCGCCGGGAGCAGGGGCCAGGCUGGACCUUGGUGGCCGCGCUGCACCCUGGGGCCCCUCUGAGGCCGGCCGGGUAGCCCCCUGGCACCCUGGCCCGGGGAUGAGGCAGGAAGGGGUCCAGGCGGUG
Molecule: messenger RNA, 3789 nt
Organism: Pteronotus mesoamericanus
Lineage: Eukaryota; Metazoa; Chordata; Mammalia; Chiroptera; Mormoopidae
Gene: VAV2
Product: vav guanine nucleotide exchange factor 2
Exons: 27
Coding region: 60-2579 (839 amino acids)
Biological process (GO): intracellular signal transduction; regulation of GTPase activity; cell migration
Cellular component (GO): cytoplasm
Molecular function (GO): guanyl-nucleotide exchange factor activity; protein binding
Source: RefSeq, a predicted model, not a curated record